Molecule: messenger RNA, 1875 nt
Organism: Hyalella azteca
Lineage: Eukaryota; Metazoa; Arthropoda; Malacostraca; Amphipoda; Hyalellidae
Product: arylsulfatase A-like
Exons: 10
Coding region: 95-1744 (549 amino acids)
Molecular function (GO): arylsulfatase activity
Source: RefSeq, a predicted model, not a curated record
CGUCAUUAAACUGACUCGACUAAGUUCACCAUCAGUUGAGAGGAAUUCAUAAUAACUUAUUAGAAAAAAAAAACACGGGGAAAACGCCGUUGAUAUGUCGCUCCUACAUCUGCUGAUGGUCUCCUUAUGUUUCAGUAGAUUAGUUGUCUUGAGCGUGGAGUUAAAACAAUACAAAGAAAAAGAAAAUAUGAGCAAUGGUAGUGUCAGCCUAACUGUAAGUGAUGAAAGAAAAAAUUUUAUAAGCUAUAAUUUAGAAGUAGAAUCAAAUGACAAGGCGCAACGACGAUCAAAUAAUUCAGUUUAUCCUAAUGUGGUGCUCUUCUUGGUGGAUGAUCUCGGGUACGGAGACCUAGGAAUUUCUGGCCAUCCAACCUCCCGGUCCCCAGCCAUCGACCGUUUGGCUUCUCAAAGCAAGAUCUUCACACAUUUUUAUGUCACCAGCCCUGUGUGUAGCCCAUCCAGAGCUUCUCUCCUGACGGGGCGGUACCAAGUGCGCUCCGGAAUCUACCCCGGUGCACUGGGGGCCGACAACCCUCGAGGGCUUCCUCUGAAUGAGACUACCAUUGCGGAAAUCCUUAAGAAGAAAGGAUACCGCACUCUGAUCGUCGGCAAAUGGCACCUGGGCGUUGGGUACGAAGGAGAAUAUCUGCCCGCGCACCACGGCUUCGACGACUACCUGGGAGUUCCCUACAGCCACGACAUGUGCCCCUGCUACGCCUGCUUCCCUGACAAGCCUUGUGAAGGCGGGUGCUCGACAUCACACGUAUCAUGUCCUUUAUUCAGCAAUACGACGAUCAUCGAACAACCCAUGCAGCUGCAGUCUCUCACUGGAAAACUUGUGGACAAAGCCAAACAAUUUUUAAAAGAUAGCGCCCAAGACGACGCUCCAUUCUUCCUCUACAUGCCCUUCAUGCACGUGCACCAUCCCCAGUUUUCCUCCGAAGAGUUCAGUGGAAAAUCCGCGCGAGGGAUUUUCGGCGACGCUCUCCUGGAGCUCGACCACUCCAUCGACACCAUCCUGCAGACACUCGAUACGUUCGACCUCGCCGACAACACCGUCGUGUGGUUCCUCUCCGACAAUGGGCCGAGUUUACGCCGUCAUGAAGGGGGCGGUUGCGCAGGGGCGCUGCGGUGCGGCAAGGGCACGGCCUGGGAGGGCGGCGUGAGGGUUCCCGCCUUCGUCAGGUGGCCGGGGCACAUCGGCCCUAGUCGCACUGGCGAGUUGCUGAGCUCGCUAGAAGUUCUGCCGACCAUCGCUGCGCUCACCGGCGCUGACACCAGCGGCCUCAAGCUCGACGGCUUCGACGCCUCAGAUUUUCUGCUCGACAAAACAUCCGAGUCACCUAGGGAAUAUUUCGCCGUGUACCCUAUGGACCCUUCGCAAGAAACAGGACCGCAUGCCGUGGUCUACAGACACUUGAAGGCUCACUUCUUCACAAUUGGGGAUCUGUUAUCUGACGACCAGAACUACGACGAGAUUUGCACCUCCCGACAUCUUCUCACCGAGCACAACCCGCCCCUCCUGUACGAUUUGUCUGUUGAUCCCGGCGAGCGCUGGAACGUCGCCAACGACACUAGCUUCAAAAUUUCGCUGAUCGAAAUGACUGCGUGGCGCCAAGCGCACAUGGUUGAUAUGACCUGGAUGCCAUCUGUCACGAAUGAUCACGACAAAUACUCGGAGCCCUGCUGCACUGACCAUUACUGCGAACCAUUCCCGUCCUGCUGUGACUGUCCACUGAAAUGAUGAAGCCCUGCUAAUCUGACCGGGGCAGAGAACCCUUUCCCUCCUGCUGCGACUCCCUAUAAAAUGGAAUUACAAACUUAUGCUCGAGUGCACGAAACAAUCUAGAACAGGAGAAAUUUACAUGUUUAACA